GAGCUCAACGGCAUCCGUCCUUUUCCUCGUUCUUCCCCCUUCGACCAUUAGACCAUGUCGGCACGUUUUCUGUCAAGAACGCGCACGCGUUUCCCAGCGCAAUGCCUCAGACAACAUAAAAUGAACUCAUUCCUCGCUUCCACGCGCUCAACGCCCUGCGCUUCCUUUGUCACGUUUCGCUCUCCUUUGCAUUCCCCUACAGAAAAGCUCUAUGAGGGCCAUAUCCCUAUCUCUCCAUUCCAGCGGGCGCUCCUCGCUGUUGGGUCUGCGUUUACAGCCCUUUACAACCCUCUGCGCGGAGAUAUGGUUGCCGCAUUGGGUGAAACCACAGGAGGUAUUUUUCUGAGCAGGAUUAGAGACCAAAUGCUGCUGGACCCAGAAGGUCGUCGUAUCCUGAGAGAACGACCCAAAAUCACAUCAGAGACUAUGCAGCUUGACAUGCUGCGCCAAUUACCCGAUGGUGCAUUUGGACGAGAGUAUGUUCGCUUCCUGGAUGAUCAGCAAGUUUCACCCGACACUCGCGAACCUGUUCAUUUCGUGGAUUCCGAGGAGUUGGCGUACGUGAUGCAGCGAUACCGCGAGACGCAUGACUUUUAUCAUACAUUGACAGGACUUCCGGUCACGGUCGAUGGUGAGAUUGCACUCAAGUGGUUCGAAAUGGUCCAAACUGGUCUGCCAAUGACCAUGCUGUCGUCAUUCUUUGGCCCAUUGAGGCUAAAUAGUGCAGAGCGGGAGCGGCUCUUCAAUGUAUAUGUUCCCUGGGCGCUUGAGAACGGAAGCAACUCCAAGCUCCUGAUGAAUGUUCGUUGGGAAGAAUGGAUGGAAAAGCCCGUCAAAGAGGUCCAGCGGGAGUUGGGCGUUCAACCAUGUCCUCAAGCAUAAGUUGCAUUAAGACGCGCAUCUUUAUUUCCCGUUCAAUAUAUAUUUCGAAGUACGAUCCACGUUAGAACACUUCAUCACCCUGCUUCAUUUCCGUCAAACUUAACAUCUCCAACUGUCCCUUGCCCUUUGUUUCUGAUUGCAGUAACUCGUUGAUGGGUCUGAACUGUCCAGGAUCGAUCAAACAUGUC
Messenger RNA from Gamsiella multidivaricata, 1070 nucleotides. RefSeq names its product ubiquinone biosynthesis protein COQ4 mitochondrial. Gene Ontology annotation, cellular component: mitochondrial inner membrane; mitochondrion. Bases 55 to 882 code for a protein of 275 amino acids. Gene Ontology annotation, biological process: ubiquinone biosynthetic process. The transcript has 4 exons. The record is from RefSeq and is a predicted model, not a curated record. NCBI's taxonomy places the organism in Eukaryota, Fungi, Mortierellomycota, Mortierellomycetes, Mortierellales, Mortierellaceae.